GUUUGUAUGUCUUCAUUCAAUUGUGUUAUCUGUGUUUUUAUUUACAAUGACUACACAGCCCAUCCUUUGUGCCUCAGGUUACUAAGCGCCCUGUGGAGCCAGUUUCCCUCUUAUCUCAACUCAAUCUUCUUCUUUGCCAUCACAUCACAAGCUGAUCAAUUAAGACACACACACCGGAUGUCAACAGGGACAUCCUUCAACAUAAAAGCGCAAUAGUGUUCUCGUGAAAGAGGGCUUUUAUUCUGAACCACCACAGCCAGCAUCUUGACUGUCUGUUUGCUGACUUGACACCAAUCCGUGAUACCAACCAGAAGCUUUUAGUUCAAGACGCAGUUGGAGACGCAGAUGCCAGCAUCAUCCUCAGAUUUCCCCCUGGCACAAAAAUCAAUUAACCCUCGUUUUUUUUCUUCUUCCUAGAUUGUGCUCAAAAACAUAAUUGUAUUUUUUUUUUUUGUGUGAAGAAAUGGGCUGCGCAAUAUCAGGUCUGGCAGCCAAAGCAGAGGUUGGAGAGAGGACUACAGAGGAUGCUGCAGCUGAUGGUGGUGGUGGUGAGCCUCCCAGUGAGGAGCAGAUCCAGAUGAUCAAGGACUCAUGGAAAGUUAUCCGGGACGAUAUAGCCAAAGUUGGGAUAAUUAUGUUUGUCAGGUUGUUUGAGACCCAUCCCGAAUGCAAGGAUGUCUUCUUCCUGUUCCGAGACGUGGAGGACCUGGAGAGGUUGCGGACCAGCCGGGAGCUCAGGGCACACGGCCUACGGGUGAUGUCUUUUAUUGAGAAAAGCGUGGCUAGACUGGAUCAGCUGGAGAGACUGGAAGCUCUGGCUCUGGAGCUGGGAAAAAGCCAUUUUAAUUACAACGCCCCACCUAAGUACUACAGUUACGUCGGAGCUGAAUUCAUCUGUGCCGUGCAGCCCAUCCUGAAGGAGAGGUGGACGCCUGAGCUGGAGGAGGCAUGGAAGACCAUGUUCCAGUUUGUGACCGGCCUAAUGAAGCAGGGAUUCCUGGAGGAGGGCGACAGACAGCGCCACCUCGCAGUCUCCCCAAAGGAAAGACCAGACAAGAGGAACACGGCGCUAUGAGACGCUUCUUCUCUCGACCGCAACUCAAGACUGUUAUUACCUGUACGGCACAGUAAUGUGUUCAUGUAUAUAGUGUAUUUACUGUCUCCUUUUCUACAUGUCUCGUGUUUACCGCAGUCAUUGUUUGCUAUUUUAUCACAAUGGACAAAAAUAAACUUGCAGUGACUUUCCACAACGCACUUUAUUUCUGAACUUAAAUUCUGCUGCAGUCCUCUUCCAUGAGGUGAGGGUCCUGGGAACAUGAUACAAAUGGCUGACAAAAUAUACCGGCUGUAGUUAAACCUGCCUUGUAAUUGUGAUUAACAGAAAUUACAUUAUUAGAAUUACAGCCAAUACUUUCUGUAUUCAUAACUCAAACAUGUCUUUCAGUAAAUUCUCCAACUUUUAACAUUUUGUGUCAUGUUCUGAAAUGUUUUUUUUUAUUUUAAUUACCCACAUUUACUGAAACUAGACAUUUUAUUGGUGUUUAACAUUUUAAGACGGCCAGUUUGACAGCUUGGUAUGAAACAGUGAUUCAAAACAAAAAUAAUAUUAUUGUACUUCAGGAGGUAAAUUAAAAACAUAGGAUAAAGUAAAUUUUCAUCUCCAAUAUUAAGCUUAAUACAGUAAAACUGGUUU
This is a messenger RNA of Sebastes umbrosus (honeycomb rockfish), 1693 nucleotides long. It is a transcript of the gene xgb, whose product is annotated as x globin. Lineage: Eukaryota; Metazoa; Chordata; Actinopteri; Perciformes; Sebastidae. The transcript has 5 exons. Gene Ontology annotation, molecular function: heme binding; oxygen binding. Bases 464 to 1075 code for a protein of 203 amino acids. The record is from RefSeq and is a predicted model, not a curated record.